AUGCAAUCACGUACAGUGGCCAGCAUUAAGUACAUCGAUGCGUCUCAGCUGUUUAAUAUGAUGAAGCGUGGUAGUUCUACGCCAUUCCAAGUGAUUGAUGUGAGAGGUUCUGACUAUAUAGGUGGUCACAUAAGGGGCGGAUGGAAUUAUCCCUACAAGAAGUUCAGCGACUCUAUACCUGAGCUAUUGGAUCGAUUGCAGGAGAAGAGAAGCUCAAACUCCAAUGACACAACUAUCAAUGUUGUGUUCCACUGUGCACAAUCACAGCAGAGGGGCCCAUCCGCAGCUAUGAAGUUUCUCAGAGAGAUCCCUGAACCAGAUUUAGACAAGUUCGAAAUAAGUGUGCUUCGUGGUGGCUUUAUCAACUGGCAGGACCUCUAUGGCAGCGAUUCCACCGUUACUGAGGACUACCAUCCUGACCUAUGGUCAUGGUGA
Molecule: messenger RNA, 435 nt
Organism: Zygosaccharomyces rouxii
Lineage: Eukaryota; Fungi; Ascomycota; Saccharomycetes; Saccharomycetales; Saccharomycetaceae
Gene: YCH1
Product: phosphatase YCH1
Exons: 1
Coding region: 1-435 (144 amino acids)
Cellular component (GO): cytoplasm; nucleus
Molecular function (GO): protein tyrosine phosphatase activity
Source: RefSeq, a predicted model, not a curated record